Molecule: messenger RNA, 1761 nt
Organism: Cannabis sativa
Lineage: Eukaryota; Viridiplantae; Streptophyta; Magnoliopsida; Rosales; Cannabaceae
Product: S-norcoclaurine synthase 1
Exons: 4
Coding region: 588-1664 (358 amino acids)
Source: RefSeq, a predicted model, not a curated record
AAUAACUUCCUAUAGUAUUUUUAUUGUCUAACAGAUAAUUUCAAAAAUCAUGUGUUGUGUGGUGUUGUGGUAGAGAAGUAUUUAUAUGUUUGGGUCACUGAUUCAACUCUUAGUAUGCCCCUCAUUGUGAGAGAAUAUACUUGGCCCUCGAAGGCUAGCUUAUUGUGAUGGGUCAUCUUUAAGAUGGGAACCCUCAUGAGUUGUAAGUACGGUCAACUCAAGUAAAGCAGGAUGAAGUAUAAGACCCCUAUAGCUGACAUGUGAUACUCGGUAUUAUUAAAGCAUCAAAAGAGGGGAGAUUAGAUCUGCACCACGUGAUUCUUUUUGUAAAAAAAAAAGGAUAAUUUCAAACUAUAUCUUACCACUUGCCACGGGUCAUCUUUAGAUUCUUAUUUUCUGUCUUUUCAAUUAUAUGUCUUAUUACUUUCUUCUUCUUCUGUUUAGUCUCACCAAAUAUACAAAUUCACUUUAAAUUUUGACAUUCAUUAUUCUCACUAAUGAUCAUUUGGUCAUUUUUAUUGUAAAAAAAAAAUCACUCAAAUUGUGAUUACAAAGAUAGCUGUGAUCAUAUAAAGAGCUAAACAGAAAUGGAGACUCAAGAUCAAGAGCUUUUGAGUGAAGGUUAUGGUGGUUCUCUCCCGGUUGAGAAUGUCCAAGAUCUAGCUUCAAACAACCAUAAAGAAAUCCCACCUCGCUAUCUCCGGCCUGAAGCUGAACUCGAUUCAGUUUCUGUCCUACAAUCAUUGGAGCUUCCAGUAAUUGAUAUGACCAAACUGAUAGCUGACAACCAACAUCCAUGGCACCAUGAUGAAUUGGCAAAACUUCAUUUAGCUUGUAAAGACUGGGGAUUCUUUCAGUUAAUCAAUCAUGGGGUUCCUGAGGAAAUCAUUGACAAAAUGAAGAUUGACAUAGAAGAAUUUUUCAAACUGUCAUUAGUGAAGAAAAAAGCUUAUGCACAGCAGCCAAAUGAUGUUGAAGGCUAUGGCCAAGCAUAUGUUCAUUCUGAAGACCAAAAGCUUGACUGGGGAGACAUGUUAUUCCUUAGAACUCUUCCUCUCUCACACAGAAAUAUGAGAUGUUGGCCUAUUUCUUUUAGAGAAAGUCUAGAUAAAUACUCAAGGGAAGUGCAGAAAGUUGCAGUUUGUGUAAUGAAAUUCAUGUCUAGGAACCUUGGGCUUAAUUCUGAGACACUAUGUAGUAAAUUUGAGGAUGGAACACAAGGGAUGAGAAUCAAUUACUACCCACCUUGUGUUGAAGCUGACAAAGUAAUUGGUCUCACUCCACAUUCUGAUGCCACUGGAUUGACUAUGCUACUUCAAGUAAAUGAUGUACAAGGUUUGCAGAUCAAGAAAAAUGGGAAGUGGAUAGUUGUGAAACCUGUCCCAGGUGCAUUCAUAGUCAACAUUGGUGACAUCAUUGAGAUAAUGAGCAAUGGGGAGUACAAGAGCAUAGAGCACAGGGCUGUUGUGAAUCCAGAGAAGCAACGUAUUUCAGUUGCUGCAUUUCAUGGUCCACAUACCAAAGGCAUUAUCUGUCCUUUACCAGAUGUAGUAAGAAAUUGUAAGGCUAAGUAUAUGACUAUUAGCACAGAGGAUUAUAUCAGACUUCAGUUUAGUACCAAGCUUGAUGGUAAAAGCCGAGUAGAUCGUCUUAAGUUGGAGUAAAGUAAUGACUCGAAGCCAAAAAUAAGAAAGAAGAAGAAGAAGAAGCUAUUUAUACAAUUAUUAUGACAUGAUCAUCACAUUUUCUCUUCUGCUUCAA